UGGAGUUUGGGAUCGUCUUCCUCUUCAUUGGUCAAAUCAGUAAAAAACGGACCUAGAAGACACAUAAUUGCUGUAGGGUGUCUGUUUACUUUUCUAAAUGAUUGUAACAUCCCAAUAGUUAGUGUACAACCCCACAGACCUUUGUCAGGAAGACCUCGGGCUUGGGGGCUGGUAAUAGUAUAUUCGGAGUUGCUGUGCAUCUACAAGGGAUAGACAAUACAUCUUAACUGUGAACUACACCAUUUUGUCAGUUAUGAGGUUUAACAUAUCAAUACUAUUGUUUUGUUACCUUUGUAUUAGUGACAUCGUUGGACAAAACAACAAGAGACAACGGAGGUGCAGCUGGACCAAUUCUCUUAUUACGAGGCAAAGACACGCUCGACACACGGCUACCUGUUUUCUCACUUGAAGCAGGUCGAGAAAUGUCCUCUAAACUCCCUCUGGUUAUCUCCAUUCUGUUAUUUUAUUAAUCCGUAUUUCAAGUAAAGGUUUAAAAUUUGUCUGAGUCGCAAUUAAAUAGCUCUGAGUCCAUUAACACGGUAGUAACACAACUUGCCAAGGUUUCUCGCUUGUAUUGGUAACUAUGGACGAAAACUCUCCCGGAUGUUGUAACUAUGGAAAUAUGCGUUUGUUACUACGGCCAUCGGACGAGCGCGAGGCGGCGUAGUUGAUGCCUCAGCAGGCUAGCCUUUGGAGAGCUAGCUGUUAGCUGCUAGCCGUAGUGACGCCAGUCGACUCGCCUAACUGCAUUGUUUUUGUUACCUCAAAGACAUUUCAUGUCUAAGGCACAGCAAACACCUUGGUGAUAAAUGUCUUCAGUUUGACAAAGCGGGUGUGGAGGUUAAGAGGCCUUGCCGUUGUGGUAGGUAACGUUUACCGAAUAGCUAUUUUAAUGUCAAGCUAGCGUAACAUUAGGUAGCCUGUGAAGGCUAAUAUUGAUCAUCUCAGGUGAUUUACCAAACCCAAAUACGAAAAAUGUUUUCUGUGAUGAAGGUCGCUUUUUACUGUGAGAUGAUAGCAUAGUUGCUGCCUGGUUAUCAUCCGGAUGUUAUACUCUGAAUGUGAAAGUACUCUCUAAUGUUUUGGCCUUGUUCCCAUUUAUCUUCGGAUGUAGCUUUAUUAUAGCUAAUAAGGGAGCAUCGAAGCUGUGUGUAAUACUGUAGGAUGCCUCUGAGACGGAUCCAUUCAACAGUCUAUUCGGUAUUUUAUAUGUUAAACAGAAUCAGCCCAUGGCCUUUUCGAAGCUAUCAUUGAUUUUGAACUUAGCUAAAACGGGUGGGAUUGCUAUUAGUAUGAAAUACUGCCAGCUUUUGUGACGCUCAUACCGAUGUCUCAGUCUUGUCAUCGUACCACUGUCCCACGAUCACGCCCAUUUCUCUGGCAGCCGUCCAGGCUCUGCAGAGUACCUGCGCCAGGCAGGUGUAAGCAGAUGCUCAAGGCUACAGGCAAUUGCUUUGUAAGCGUGAUGCAUGAUGCAUUUAUACCCACGAAAAAGCAUGUUGUUUUUUCUGAUCUUAACAGGUUGAGUUGACUCUGCAGGGGAAGAUGAGCAAUGGAAUGGCAGAGUCAGCAUCGAAAGCCUUUCUGGCCCACACCUCUGCCACUAAACGAUCCUUCCUGUUGCUGUUGGUACUGACUGCAGUGUCCACUGGACAAGGGUCAGGUAAGAUACAGGAUUUAGGGUUACACUCUCAAACAAAGCAAAGCUGUGUUGACAAAUCAGUUGCUUAAUACAUUUUCUCAUAUAUUUUUAUUGUCAAACUAGAUAUAGUUUUUCUACAACAUCACUAGUGCUGAUACUCACCUGGUAGCACACAUCACAACACAGCCAGUCUGUAUGAAAUGCAGUGUAUUUGUUGGUUCCUGCGGUACCAUGCAACACCAGUGUUUUUCAAAGACGUGUAUGAAUUGGAUUUCAGUAAAAGUGGAUUACAGGCACUGGUAUUUCCCCCUACAUCAUGAAGAAAACCAGAACCAGUAUUGCAGCUGAAGCAUUGGCUGUUGCUUUAUUUAAUACGACUCAGUGUUUUUGUAAUGUUUUCACCCUUUAUGAGGAGCCAGUAAAGUCCCUUUUUUCCCAAAAGGUUUCCAUAGGUCAUCCAGUGUGUCCCUGUUACAAACCAGGCUCAAAAUAUUUGUGUUUAGUUUAGAUGUUUCACGGGAUUUUUUCUUCUUUCUCCAUCAAGGAUGUGUGAGGCCAGAAAUGGUCCAGAACAGCUGGGUAAAUCUCACAGAAACCAACAGGGGCUUGUUCCCUGUGGGCACAGUACUGCAGUACAGCUGUGACCCUGGUUACCUGCCUGAUGGACCCAGCAUUCUCACCUGCACCACUGUGGGACGCUGGACCUCUGACCCUCCUCACUGUAUACGUAGUGGUGGUGAGUUAUGUAUCCUUUCUUGAGGAACCAGUCUUCUAUACCACUGAAUAAAAUCCUCCCACUGUGACUUAUUUGAACAACCAGUUACAAUGCACUUUGUCUUUUGGAGGAUGUUAAAGCAGUUGUGGCACCCUGUAAAGAUAGUUUGUUUAUUUUUCCCUAUCAGCAUGUCCCCCUCUCUCCAAACCGGAGAAUGGAGGCUACACCUGCCACCCAACUUCUUGUCGAAUGUUUGCCCAUGGCACUGUGAUUGAGUUUUUCUGUGAUGAGGGCUUCAUUCUUACUGGGGAUUAUUACUACCUGACCUGUCAGGAUGGACAGUGGGACGGCCCCAUGCAGAUCAGCUGUGUGAGCCAAGGUUGGUCAGACCUCAAACUCCUAUCUGUCUGAAUGCAGUCUGUUGGCUGAAUCAUGCCCCAAAAUUAAGCACUGGUAAUUACAGGUAUUUAGUGUAAUUAUAAAUUUGUCUCUUUUUCCAGGAUGUAUACGGCCUUCCACAGUGCAGCACGGCAGUACAAAUUUGACAGACACCAACAGAAACUUGUUCCCUGUAGGAACAGUACUGCAGUACAGUUGUGAUCCAAGUUACCUGCCAGAUGGACCCAGUAUCCUAACCUGCACUUCACUUGGACGCUGGUCUUCUGAACCUCCCCACUGCGUGCACAGUGAUGGUAAAAACGAACCUCCCUGUAGAGCUUUUUGAUGAAAAAUUAAAUCUGAGUUCUCCUGUUAAUCUAGUGUGUGUCUCUGAUGUUUUGCUUGGGUGUCUGUGACAGGUUGAGCCUCAUUCCAUUAGCUGCAGCCAAGGAUAGUUAAAAAUGGCAAAUAAAAAAAAGAAACAAAAUCAUAUUUGAAGGCAAUACAGAGAGGUCCAGAUGCUUUGCCUGCUUCACUACCCACAAAUCCUUUAUUAUAGUGCUGACCUCUGAUUUUGACAUGUAUUAACGUAUGACAUGAACACUGAUAAAAAAGAAGAAUUGUUGUGACCAGGUAAUAAUGUAUUCGACUGCUGUCUCUUUUACAGGUUGUAUACGACCCUCCACUGUGCAGCACGGCUCAACUAAUCUGACAGAAACCAACAGGAGCUCAUUCCCUGUGGGCACAGUCCUGGAGUAUCGCUGUGACCCUGGUUACCUGCCAGAUGGACCCAGCACCCUCACCUGCAGCGCACUGGGACACUGGUCCUCCCAGCCUCCCCGUUGUGUACGCAGUGACGGUAAUGACAAAACUCCACUAAGCUCUCUCUGCAUUUCUGAAUCCUCCUGCAGGCAACAUAAACCCUCGUCACAUAUCCAGUGCUGUACUACAGAAUAAAUAACAUGAACUAUCAACAUUUUUGAGUCUGUUGGUGCUCUCAAUAAUAGCUGCACAGGUGGAACAACACAUUGUUCUAUUGCUGAUGUGUUUGUUGUUUUCCUUCUUUUUUUUUUCAAUGACAGUCUGCCAGCCUCCGUAUCAGCCAGAGAAUGGAGGCUACACCUGCCACCCCUCCACAUGUGGGAGACUUUCUCAUGGCACCGUGAUUGAGUACUUCUGUGAUGAGGGUUAUAUUCUGAAAGGAGAUUAUAAAUACUUGACCUGUCAGUACGGAGAAUGGGACAGCCAAAUGAAGCUCAGCUGCAUCAUGGAACAAGGUAAAAAGAAAAAGAAAAAAGAGUAACAAGCAUUUUACAAAUCAUACAAAUGUCUGUACAGAUGCAUGACAGUUAAUUUCCUCACAGAUCGUGAUCCAACUCUACCAUUGGGGAUGCCCGCCUUGUCCAUAGUGGCAUCAACAGCCAGCUCAGUGGCACUGAUCCUGCUGCUGGUUGUGCUGUUUGUACUUCUGCAGCCCAAACUCAAGUCACUUCACAGGUAAAUCUGCCCUCUUAUCAUGCCUCACUUCUUAUAUUUUAAGGUCUGUGUCUACAAAGCUUUAUUUUUCAGGCUUAAAAGAUCUGGAGAAAUGCUGGAACGUGUUUAGAUUAAGAACCUGUGCUUUAUUUACUGAUCCUAGUAGAAAAUGUAAAGGCUCUCCCAUAAUGCAGCCCUUUCUGUCUACAAAAGUGCACUGUGCAUGUAGCACAGUAUUUAUGAAAGCAAAGUAUUGGCAGAUGUUAACUUUCCCAUGAUCCUCUUCAUCCAGACGUGAUCAGGGUGUGUCUGGCCAGCCCAUCUCCAUCAUGGUGGAAGGAGUCCAGGUGACUCUGCCCUCGUACGAGGAGGCUGUAAGCGGAGCCUCAGCUUCGGCUCUCAGCUCUGAGUCGCGAGUCCAGAUAGUGCUAUCAGAGGGUCAACAUGCCACAACGCCAGAGGCUGGCCCCUCUCGGCCUUCUUCUUUCAAACAGCAGCAGUCAGAGAUGGCUGUUGUUCACCCUGUACCACCCUCCUCCUCUUCUCCAUCACCCUCUCCUUCAUCCUCCACCUGGGUCCUGGAGCAAGUAGGUGCUGCUGCUCCUUCAUCGUCAAGAAGAAGGCCUUCUGUGGGCAGUGACCAACACAGCCUGUCUCUGGACACUGAGAUGGACUACUCUGAUGGUAAAACCCCUUUUAGAUUCACUUUCAACUCCUUCAAAAUAACAGUUUGAUUCUGACCUUUUUUUUUUCAUGUGCUGUCCAUAGAUAUGCCGUUACUGAAGGAGGCCUGAAAAUGCUGCAGCCUUUUGACUUUACAGAGAAACACAGCACUUCGUCAGACCUGUUGUGAUGAGCAGGGCGCCUCAUGAGAGUUUGUCAACACAGCUGUCAACACAGAGCCCAACAGGAGAGGCUCUGAGUGAAGCUGUGAGUCACGCUGAAGAUAUCCUCUGACCAUCCCAAAGGAGAAAGGAGAAGAGAUUCACAUGUACAUACAUGCUUACAUUUUUAUAGGAAUUUCCACACUGUGUAUGUACGUUUAAUGUCGGGAGCUGGGUUUGAAUUGUAGAGCUAAGAACAGGCAUCACUGAAUGGGCUAGAAGGUCUUUUUGGAAAAACUGAAUGGGAGAAGCUGCAAACUCAUUUGGGGGAGCUAAUAAUCUCACCAGUGUCUUGAUAACUUUCAUAAACCACAUAUCGCACCACGUUUGUAAAGAUUCAUUAAGUCAUGCACCCUUCAAAGGAUUUCUCGUGAUCAUGAAUCGUUCUUUAAGGUGUUUGUAAUCAUGACUUGAAUCUUUCCACAAGCUGUUUGUCCACGCAAGUAUUGAAUAUGACAUGAUUUCUUCAUCUGAUUGUGGGCAAACCUACUUAGGAUUUUUUUUUUCACGUAUGCAUUAAGUACAUUUCAUCCUUUCUGAGUGUCCAAAAGUAUUACCCUCAUAUUCACACAUGCUCCCAAUGGCCUUAGCUUUCCACUUCUAUGCACAAGUAUCUAGAAUAUGUGAGAUAAGGACUUUUAAAAUUGAAUGUCAGUAAAAUGCCUCCACUGCUUGGUGAUGUUUUGCGUGGCUUUGUCUGACGCAUCACUUGUACAACAGAAAAUAUUGUUUUCUUAAUUUAUGCAGGCUGCUUGGAUAGUCCUGUUUCUAGUCUUAACAGGAAGUUGUGUAUUUAAUUUAUUUGUGUCCAGAAUGCUGUUGAUCAGCCAUGGCUUCUUUUGAUGCUUCCACAGCUCUCAGAGAAAAAAAAAAAAAAAGUCUUUUCACUUUGUCACUUCAGUUCUGAUCUUUCUGCAGGAACGUUAUUUGUGUCAUUGUAAACAUGAACGGGAAGGGACAGCACAAAAAUGAUGAAGUGUACAGAUUUGUGUAAUGCCAGUGGUGUUUUUUGCUUUCUUUUGUUAAGAUGUUUCUUAAAUGUAUGUAAAAAGUUCUAAUUUAAGUUUACUCUGUAUAUAUACCAUAUGAAGACCAUUUUGAUUAAAUAUUAUUUCAGGUGUUGAGCUUGGC
Messenger RNA from Xyrichtys novacula (pearly razorfish), 6226 nucleotides. Lineage: Eukaryota; Metazoa; Chordata; Actinopteri; Labriformes; Labridae. The record is from the annotation of a GenBank genome assembly.